AUGGCCUCCCUUCGCUCAAUCGGGGUCCACAAGCCCUCCGCCCUGCAGUAUCUGGUCCAAGAGUCCAUCCUGACCGACGAUAGCACCGACCGCGACUAUGUCUGGGACACCUACACCGACGACAGCCCCGAUGGCUACACCGACGAGCUCGUCACCACCGAGUACCACGUGAUCUGGUCGCGAGGCGGUAUUGUACGCAAGGUGUUCAACUUUGAAAUUGAGAAAGAGAAGGUCAAGCAGGCGCUCUUGACAUGGUUCUUGGUAGACGAGCCCUCCCAAGGCACCCACGAGCCUUCCGACAACUCGUCAGAACACAAAUCUGUCGACCCUGCAAAGAGCUUCCUCACACAAGGGACCCAGCCUGCUACCGAUCCCACUGCGCCAGCCAGUCCCACAACGCCCACGUUGGAGAAGCUAUCGCGUGCUCUCGUCGUCUUCCUGAAGUCGCAAGCACACGUCUUCUUCCUCUCAGGCACCACACACAUCGUAAACCUCCCCUUCGAGGUGGACAAGGCCUUUCCUGCAGCACGCGGUGUUGUGCUACAGAGGAAGCUUGCUCCUUUGCACCCUGUGCCCACCAGUCCGCAGCUGCCGUCGGCUCCACAGAAUUCCUUCCUCACGAACAACCAGUCUUUCCUCUCACAACAGUUCUCCUUUUCACAGAGCUUUCAUAAACCCCACCGGCGGCAUGGCUCUUCAAUGGGCGCAUCGCGACAUGGUAAAUCUCGCCUGUCGGGUGCAAACACGUUUCUUGAUGAUUUGUUCAAUCCUAUUGCGCCUCUAAAUCCAGAGUCGAUACCCAGGUUAUAUUCCUUCACAGACCCGCUGUCGGAGCUGGGACUGGUGGUCAGCGUUGUUACAGGUGGUGAUCGCAGCAGCUUCUUGACCUCCCAAGGCUCUGGUCAUCGGCGACUCGAGGCGAUUGACAAAGCUGAGGAGAUCAUUUACGUGUCUCCGCGGAACGAGAUUCUGUUCGAUCGCAGUGGUAAUGACAAGCCUCUUCUACUAGUAGUCACAGCAAACCACGAGACUAAUGUAUUUACCAUCUGGUCUGCGGCCUAUCUUGAGCCAAAAUCAAUAUCAAGUUCUCGCAAACAGCACAUUCCUCUGCCAGUAGCCAAGUCUCGACGCCGUAGCUCAUAUGGCGGCACUGCACCAGGAACAGGCGCAACUACGCCAGCAAUUCGUGGAGCUGACAGAUUGAGGGAAAGCUUUGGUGGUGCUCCACGCAGCAAGACUCAGCCCCCAUCCUUCAAGAUCACCAAGGAACGUCUCUCUGACCAAGCAGUCGACGACGCUCUUGCCUCACAGCUCAAUCCCGAUUCCGACAUCACCCGCCAGCCAAAGGAGUCUAGGCGAGUGAGCUCGCUGUUGUCACGGGCUGAACUCUCAACGAGUUUCGACAGAAGCGCGUUUCAGGACAUGGCAACGUCCCGCACCAGUAUUGGUGGCAGCUUCAAUGCAAGUCAGCGAAGUAGGCACUCACUGGGUCACGAUCGUACAAGUUUUGGUGGCUUCUCACAAUCUCGGAAUCGAGCUUCCACCCCUGGUAGCGUUACAUCCCGAAUGAGCUUAGGUGCUGUAUCGAUUGAUGACACCCUGGACGAUGUCAUGGACGAGGAUACAUUCGACACUAUAGAGGACUACGACGAGCUUGAUGAUCUGUUUGCACCGCCUGAUGGUAAAGGAGGACCGCAACCUGGGGAUGGACUCCACAAAGAGCUCAUCAUCAGUGUCAUCGCAGAGCUCCCAGUUACACAAUACCUCAAAAGUGGCCUCUUUGCCCUUCGGAACACUUCAAACUCUGAGGAAUGGCAUGAGCCAAAGGUACUUACGCUGAAUGCACCCUUCAAUUCAGCAACCCUUCAUGAGAGAAAGCUGUACCUGUACAUAUCCCAUCCGUCACUGCAACUUCCACUCGAAUGUGAGCUCGCAGUCUCACGAAGAAGACUAUCACCAUCCGCAUCGGCCACCCAGUCGGGGUCGGCCAGUGCGGCUCCUCGAUAUGCUUGCGUACCGAAAUUUGUCAGCUCGCGACAGCUCGAUAACGCACUGGAUCUUGUGAAAGUCCGUGACGGCCAUGUCGAGCGAAUUGCGCAACUCAAUUCAAGAAAUCCCCAGGAAUCUUGUAUCUCGUUGACUGCAGGUUGGGGUAGCCACCUACCGGUGAAGCUCACCUUGGACUCCAUGAAGAUGUUUGAUCCGUAUGCCAUCAUACAACGCGAUCAAACCAGAGCAACGGUAGGGUCAAGACGAAUCAUAAAACCGAGUCAGCCGUUACGAGGGCUAUCGUCAUUAGGGAAAAGCGGCAAAUUAGAGCUACAUGACGGUGAGCUGCGUCGCCAUCGGAUGGUAUUGCGUCUGUCACCCUCGAAUGGCUAUGUUGCUGAACUCUUCCGAGUGCUGUCAACGGUUCUACCAAACUAUGCAGGCGAAUUUCUACUGGAGAUUUGGUGGAACAUUCGCAAAUCGCUAUCGGAUGAGGGAGCGGAGCAUGUUAGUGCUGAUUGGACAGCUUUCGUAGCGACUUUGCUCACUCUCGCGGUACCCUUCAUCGAUGAGAAGAAGGGGAGGACGGUCACUCGUGCAAAGUCAACUCAGCGAAGAAGUUCUGGACGUCCUGCAAGCCAAGCCAAGCCAGACGAGUUUAUUGAUGACGAGGACUCAGCAUGGCGUCUUAUGUGCAAUCGCCAGACGUCGACACCGCAGGCCAAGAGUUGGGGGUCCUCUCCCUGGGCCUGGGCGUUGCACUCUAGUCCGACAUCGACGGCGAUGAGUCCACCGGCCAAGCGUGACUCACUGCAGCGCCAGUUGCCAACAAUCGCUCAACAGAUCAGCAUCAAAAACGGCAUGAUACCAACUUGCCUCGAACUUGCUCGUCAAUAUGUCCAGUCACCGAUCGGCAAAGCCACCAAUGACCAUUGGAGACGAAUGUCUCCCUCGGAGAAGCAGGAUCUUCGCAUAUCGUCUUUGUCUGAAAUUGUGGUGUCGCUCCAUCUCUUCCGUGAAGAGCGCAAGCUUGACACCCUGUGCCAAGAUUUCUCUGAUAUGCAACAUGGGAAUCUCGCACCCGUGUUAGCACAGAUUGGGCACUGGCUUCGUUGGGAAGCAUGGGAUUGGAGACAAGGUGGAUUCUUCGACCUUGAUGGGGGUUCGAGUCAGGAUUGGGCAUAUGACGAAACCACAUUGAUCAGCAAAGUUCGGCUGCAUGCACAGCCAUGGGAUGCACCUCCUUCAAUUAUGGAGUGGCUUAGCACUGUCACGAGAUCCCAGCAUUAUGCCCCAUUCCCCACACUGGCGAUGCUCAUACGGAAGUCCAAAGCCUCUCCACACUCGUCCAUCAACAUCGACGAGAUUAUAGCUGGCGUAACGCCCAGGACUGUAGCAUUGCACAGGUUCUUCCGCGAUAUUGAUCCUGCAUCAAGCCCUAAGAAGGUUGUAGAGCUGAUCAGGACAUGCAAUAUCAGCCCUGAGCUGUUAGCCACAUUGCCGGAAGCCGCCAAAGCACCACUCAUGGAAGCUAUCACGAGAUGCCAGGCGAAUCCACCUACUACAUGGUCGAGCUCACUACUCAGACUUGUUCAGCGCGAAGACUUGGAUCUUAGCCACACGCCAGUUGCAGACUUUACCCACGAUAGCCACUUGGCCACAACAGGCGGGGGUCUGCAUGCAGCUGGCACAACACGAGACGUUCACACUAUAUGUCAAGGCGCUGAUCGAAUGGAAGCAAUCCAAUCAACAUCUGAAGUCGAUCGGCACUACAUCACGCGACUCAUCUUCCGCGAAGAUAGGCGGUUCAUGGAGGCAUACACGCUGCUAGAGCCUCUGCGGCAGACUGUCGCAGAGUACAAGGCUGACAACCGGCAAGACGAUGCAGCAAUGCUCGAGGGACAGAAAGCACUUAUGCAGUGGGUCAUGGUGCGCACGUUCUCUUUGCCGUUAGGCAGUUCCAUGAUCAAGUUCAGCAGUAAGAAACCUCUGCUGACAGAGAAAUACCCGCUAUACGGCUUCUCCACAUCAUGUCUCAUGAAGCCAAUGGGUAACGUUGUCACUGCAGAACGGCAAAAUUAUUCCGAGGAAAAGUACUUUUGGGCAUUCUUCAACGCUGGUGCUGCAGCUGGUCUCAGCAUAUCGCGCGACGCCCAGGGCAUCGACACGUCAUGGAUCAUGUACAACAAACCUUCAGAGUUGACGAACAAGCAUGCUGGACUGUUGCUUGGCCUUGGCCUGAAUGGCCAUCUAAGAACGAUUGCGAAGUGGCUGUCUUUCAAGUACCUUACUCCCAAACACACCAUGACUUCGGUCGGCUUAUUGCUGGGCUUAGCCGCCUCAUUCAUGGGUACCAUGGAUACGUUGGUUACAAGACUACUGUCGGUGCAUGUCACAAGAAUGCUUCCACAAGGAGCAGCCGAGCUAAAUCUCUCUCCCUACACCCAGACCACGGGCCUGAUGGGCAUUGGUUUACUCUACUACAACACACAGCACCGUCGCAUGAGCGAGGUGAUGCUUUCAGAGAUCGAGUUUGUUGAGAUUCCAGAUCCAUCAGAACCACCAGAUAGUUUGCGGGAUGAAGCUUACAGGCUGGCUGCGGGCUUCGCGCUUGGCUUCAUCAACCUGGGCAAGGGUAAAGAUCUUAGAGGUCUCCACGAUAUGCGUAUAGUUGAGCGUCUCAUGACAGUCGCUGUAGCGCCUAAGCCCGUCAACGUUGUUCACAUCCUCGAUCAAGCCACAGCUGGAGCAGUCAUCGCCGUUGCACUCAUUUUCAUGAAGACCCACGACCAGACCGUCGCGCGCAAGAUAGACAUCCCGGACACGCUGCCCCAGUUCGACUACGUUCGCCCAGACAUUUUCCUCCUCCGCACCCUCGCAAAACAUGUCAUCAUGUGGGAUACCAUCGAAGCUUCGGACUCCUGGAUCAUCAAGAAUCUGCCGUACGAUUAUCGCGAAGCCUGGGAUCUCAAAGGCAUUACACGACUCCGUAGCGAACAAAUGCCUUUUUACAACAUCAUUGCAGGUCUGCUCUGGGCUGUGAGUCUCAAGCAUGCUGGUACGGGGGAUAUCCAGGUCCGCGACUUUCUGAUCAAGUAUUUGGAUCAACUGAUACGCAUCAACAAACUUCCCGCCGUACGCUAUGAUUCCAAGCUUUCCAAGAACACAGUCCGGAACUGCCAAGAUCUCAUCGCUUUAGCAGCCGCAACUGUCAUGGCAGGAACUGGCGAUCUCGAAGUCUUCCGUCGCUUGCGCGGUCUCCACGGCCGCAUUGGUCCGGAUAUUCCGUACGGCUCUCAUCUCGCAGCUCAUAUGGCCUUCGGCACUCUGUUCAUCGCGGGUGGUACACAGACCUUCAGUCGCAGCAACAAAGCCAUUGCCAGUCUGAUCUGUGCAUUCUACCCCCUGUUUCCCUCCGACGUACAAGACUCGCGGGCCCAUCUCCAGGCGUUCCGUCACUUCUGGGUACUAGCCGCCGAGCCCAGAUGUCUUGUUGUGCGAGACGUAGACACAGGACGCGCCAUAUCCAUGCCCAUCAACGUCGUCUUCAAGAACAACCAAGAAGGAAACGAGGUACCCCAAUCAAAAACACUAGUAGCGCCCUGUCUCCUCCCGGAAAUCCAUCUCAUCAGCCGCCUCGAAACAGCAGAUCAGACAUACUGGCCCACGACCCUAGAUUUCGUACAUAACCCACUCCAUCUCAAAUCCUUCGAGCGCAACCAAACACUAAACGUUUGCCGUCGCUCUGCCCACGAUACGUACGCCACGGCGUUUAGUUCUACCCUUGUCGCCCUCAACGACGCGCAAUCAUCCAAGACGGCCAAUCUCCUCUUCCACUGGAUCUUCACCCUCCCCGCGCUAUCGCAGUUUAUAUCUGCCAGCGACGCAGGACUCAUACUGCCGCUCGAUCAACAUAGUAAGAGCUGGUUGGAUCCUGGAGCCACGGUCGUGGAGUCGAGGUUGGUGCUGGGUAGGCUGGCGAAGAGCUGGAAGGUCGAGGAGCUGAGGGAGUUGAAGGGCGUGUUUGAGUGGGCGGAUGCGGCGUGUCGGCAAAAUGGGAAGCUGAGGUGGUUGGGUAGAGAGGUUGUGGAGAGGAUUAAGGCGGGGGUUAUGGACCGGGGGAGGGGGAUGGGCGGGUAG
Alternaria conjuncta is the source of this 6129-nucleotide messenger RNA. RefSeq lists its product as uncharacterized. NCBI's taxonomy places the organism in Eukaryota, Fungi, Ascomycota, Dothideomycetes, Pleosporales, Pleosporaceae. The record is from RefSeq and is a predicted model, not a curated record. Gene Ontology annotation, cellular component: anaphase-promoting complex. Gene Ontology annotation, biological process: anaphase-promoting complex-dependent catabolic process; protein K11-linked ubiquitination; metaphase/anaphase transition of mitotic cell cycle. The coding region runs from base 1 to 6129 and encodes 2042 amino acids. Gene Ontology annotation, molecular function: molecular adaptor activity. The transcript has 2 exons.